UGGCAUUUGUGCUGUGCCACAGCCAUGCAGUGCCAUGCAGAGCCAUUCCAUGUGCCCGCCCUGCUGGGGUUUCUGUUCCCCAUUUGCCCAGGGUGCUGCUGUUGAGAGGAAAAGGGAAGUGUUGCUCAACGGGGUGAGCAGAGCACCCACGGAUGUGCCAAGCGCUGGGCACAGCGCUGGGUCCCAGCACGCUGGGGCACCCACUGGCACCCUGGAGCACCCCAGCAGGUGCUGCGGAGAGGCCACACCAGCAGAGAGGACAUUGACAGGUGGGAACAGCACCAUGGCCAACCUGACGGCCCCCGUGAGCCCAGGGAGGAACGCUUGCACCUACCACGAGGAGUUCAAGCAGGUCCUGCUGCCCUUGGUGUACUCGGUGGUGUUCGUGGUGGGGCUGCCCUUGAACGCGGUGGUCAUCGGGCAGAUCUGGCUGGCGCGGAAGGCGCUGAGCCGCACCAUGAUCUACAUGCUCAACCUGGCCAUGGCUGACCUGCUCUACGUCUGCUCCCUGCCUCUCCUCAUCUACAACUACACCCAGAAGGACUACUGGCCUUUCGGGGACUUCACCUGCAAAUUCGUGCGCUUCCAGUUCUACACCAACCUGCACAGCAGCAUCUUCUUCCUCACCUGCAUCAGCAUCCAGCGCUACCUGGGCAUCUGCCACCCCCUGGCCUCGUGGCACAAGAAGAAGGGCAAGAAGCUGACGUGGCUGGUGUGUGCGGCCGUGUGGUUCAUCGUCAUCGCCCAGUGCCUGCCCACCUUCAUCUUCGCCUCCACCGGCACGCAGAGGAACCGCACCGUCUGCUACGACCUGAGCCCACCCGACCGCUCCGCCGCCUACUUCCCCUACGGCAUCACACUCACCUUCACCGGCUUCCUGCUGCCCUUCGUGGCCAUCCUGGCCUGCUACUGCAGCAUGGCCCGCAUCCUGUGCCAGAAGGACGAGCUGAUCGGCCUGGCCGUGCACAAGAGGAAGGACAAAGCCGUGCGUAUGGUCAUCAUCGUGGUCAUCGUCUUCUCCAUCAGCUUCUUCCCCUUCCACCUCACCAAGACCAUCUACCUGAUCGUCCGCUCCUCGCCCACCCUGCCCUGCCCGGCCCUGCAGGCCUUCGCCAUCGCCUACAAGUGCACGCGGCCCUUCGCCAGCAUGAACAGCGUCCUCGACCCCAUCCUCUUCUACUUCACCCAGCGCAAGUUCCGCGAGAGCACCCGUUACCUCCUCGACAAGGUGAGCUCCAAGUGGCGGCACGACCACUGCAUCACCUAUGGCUCCUAGGCGAGGACAAGGCCACCUCGGGGCCACCAAGGCACAGAGCAGUUUCGGUUCUAAGCUCCACAGAGCAGAGAUGGCUUCACUGGGGACAUCCUUGGGAGGAUGGCAUCUCCCAAACUUUCAGCCCAUCUCCAGCCUGCAGUGGUGCAGUAUGAACCCCAUCACAGGUCCAGUGUCCUCUCCCUGGCUCAGUCACUCGCUUGGAGCAGCUCCAAGCCACUGAUGCAAAAAAAUCCACUGGGACCGUGGAGAACAAGAUGGGACCGUGGAGGACACAUCACUGGCUCAGGAUGAGCUGCUGGGGAAUGAUUUCUCCCUGUACUCAACUAAAAAUUCCCUGAUGGGGACAGCAUGCAAAGGGUGGGGAGGGUUUGGUUCAGCCCAUACUGUGGGGCCAUGUGUUUCUCCAGCUCAAGGUCAGUGUCACGGAUGUUUUUUGCGUGGUGCUGGGACAUCCAUAUCCCCCAGUGCCCAGAAUGAAGCCACACCAGCAAGAGACACAGGCUCACUGGUAUUGCUGGUGCUGCAAAAUGGUGGAGGAGGUCCUCUGGAUGGACUGAGAACAGGCAAAGGGGACAGAAGGGCAGCUGGAACACCCAUGCUGGAUUUCCCACUGAAGCCAUGAUCAUGGGCUGGGUUAGGCACAAGGCAGCAGCAUUGUCACCUGCCUGGGCACCUUCAUCUGCAUCCAGCUCCCUGUUUAGCCCAGCACCCCAAAUCUGGCCCAUCCUGGUGUCUGUGUGCCCUGCUGUCACCUCCUAACCAGGAUCCACCACAAUCAGAGCCAGAACAGAGUUGGGAAACCCCUGACACAGAGAGCUACUCAGCAUCCUCAUCCUCAUCAGUGCACAUCCCACAGCUGGCCUGGCCUCUCCACAGGGUUGGGGAUUGAGUUUUUCUCCCACAGCCUCUGUUGGGAUGCUGCUCCCUCACAGCGAGGAGGGAUCUGCGAGGUGGAUGCACCACUCAUCGCUCUGCGAGCCUUCUCUAACAUACAGGAUGUAUAGAAUUAACUCCCUGCUCUUUCUCAGAUGGGUGUAUACACCCACUGUAUGUACAGACAUAGAAUACAUCCCAGCAGAGGGAGGUUUGUGGCCCAGCGCAGGCUCUGCAGUGCAGAAAUUCUCUGUCUGAACACAAUAUAUGUAUCUAUACAGUGUAUAUAUAUAAAUACAUACAUGGAUAACAGCA
This is a messenger RNA of Corvus hawaiiensis (hawaiian crow), 2464 nucleotides long. It is a transcript of the gene P2RY6, whose product is annotated as pyrimidinergic receptor P2Y6. Gene Ontology annotation, cellular component: plasma membrane. Gene Ontology annotation, biological process: cellular response to pyrimidine ribonucleotide; phospholipase C-activating G protein-coupled receptor signaling pathway. Bases 35 to 1276 code for a protein of 413 amino acids. The transcript has 2 exons. NCBI's taxonomy places the organism in Eukaryota, Metazoa, Chordata, Aves, Passeriformes, Corvidae. The record is from RefSeq and is a predicted model, not a curated record. Gene Ontology annotation, molecular function: G protein-coupled UDP receptor activity; G protein-coupled UTP receptor activity; G protein-coupled ADP receptor activity.